Messenger RNA from Drosophila nasuta, 1115 nucleotides. RefSeq lists its product as uncharacterized. The record is from RefSeq and is a predicted model, not a curated record. Bases 146 to 1006 code for a protein of 286 amino acids. The transcript has 3 exons. NCBI's taxonomy places the organism in Eukaryota, Metazoa, Arthropoda, Insecta, Diptera, Drosophilidae.
CAGUUGGUCGCGCGUCGUCAACAAGUCAACAACUUGUCUUUAAAGUGUCUGCUGCUUUUGGGGAAUCGCAAGAACUGGUUUUGUGUCAUCAAUCUCCAUCUCCAUCUCCAUCUCGAUUCGAAGUCAGAAGUGAAGAGUACAUAGAAUGUGGCUGGCACAGUCUUUGGUGUUGACGGUGAUUAUGUUGCAAGUGCUGCACGUUCAAAUGCAACCUCUGAACAAUGUGGAACUGGUGCCUGAGGACGUCGACAACGCUAACGACAACGACAACGAUGCGGGUCGAGUGCUUUACGAUCAGCGGCAGACGGGUAAAUACAACAUUCACGUGAGCAUCAAGGAUGUGGCCAUCAUCGAGGUGGAUCAGAAUGAGCUGGCCGAUGAUUCCUAUAAUGCCGAGGACGAUGAUUAUUACUACGACGAUAGUGCGCUGACCAUUAAGCCCAUCAAGUUUACCACCGAAGCCAGUACCACAACAACAACAACAACACCAACAACAACAGCAACAAAGACUGCGCCAACAACAGCAAUAGAGACUUCGGCAGCAACAACUGUGAGUGGCAAUGUCAGCGCCUACAGUGCACAACUCUUGGCAGACAUUGCAGCCACACAACGUCAGAAGCCGAAGACGAACAAUUUGAUCAUUAUGGACUCGCUCCCAGACAGCUCAUCCACACUGCCGUCCCCAAGUUGGUUGCAUGCCAGGUCGAAGGAUGAGCCCAUAACAACCACAGUGGGCUCAUCGAACAUUGAGUACACUCCACCUCAAGGUCACGACUCGCCCAUUUUCAAGGUGAAAGUGCAACGUGCCGCGAGUCCAAAUCUGAGUCCAACGGAGCACACUUCGGCACGCUGUCGAGCUCAUCAGUUCCGCGAUGCUCAGGGCAAGUGUCGCACCAAACGCUCUGGUUCCAUCUUAAGAAAGCUCUUUAGCAUGUUGGUGUCGCUGCCCUUUGCCGGCAGUCGUCGCUCUGGUCAUGGUCAUGGUCUCCAGGUGUCUCCUCCCUAAAAAGACGUUGGACAAUGAUUACGCACUUUUUAUUUUAAGUACUCUCAUUAUUGGCACUCGUAAACACUCUAGUUGUUCAAUAAGCGCAUUCAAUUAUACAUUUUUAUUA